CUUAUUUCUGUGGUGAAUAGCUGUCUUUGUAUUACAAAAAACUUUUUCAACUCUUAUCUUUUAGGUCAUCUAAUUGUUUUUGCACUUACUCUGUUUCUUGCACUUGCUCUGUUUCCAUGGAUUCUAAUUCCCAAUUCUUUGGAGAAGAAUGUAACAGCAGUGAAUCUGGAUGGACAAUGUACAUUGGUUCUCCUUCAACUGGUGAUGAAAAUAUUGGGGAUUUUGAUGAAUUAGAAGAGAGUCAUUAUAAGAAAGAAGGUCGUGUUAAUGAAGACGAUGAAGAUUGUGAGACUGAUGAUUCAAUGGCUUCUGAUGCAUCUUCAGGACCAAUUAGUAAUUUUUCAAGAAAUGCGAAGAGUGGUGGUGUAGAUACUAUGGUUAAUUUCAAGAAUCAAAAGGAAAAGGGGAAGGGAAAAAAUUGCAGCUUUAUUAGCAACAAAGCUAAAAGUUCAAUGAAGAAUGGUUACAAAAAUGGUGAUCAAUAUAAGGUAAAAGAGUCUAUCUUGGCUGCAAAAGGAAUUAAAGGUGCAUCCAAUGAUGGUGGUAAUAAGGUUAGGAAAAGUAUUUGUAUGGGCAAAGGGAAGUAGAAAUUUUAAUCGGUUUAGCUAGCGUUUGACUAUAAUUUUUUUUUUUAUCAGAACCACGAAUGAAACUUGAGUUUUAAAUAUUUUUGAGUUCCCAAAAACUGAUUCACACCAGUGAGAAAAUUGACUUCCACUCACGAAACUUUUUCCAAGUAAAUUUCAAGAUUUACAACUUUAAGGAUUUAGAUUUUAAAUUUUAACUUCAAAAUUUAUGGUCAAACGGAAGCACAAAAUCUCAUGUACUUUAGAUAGUAUUAGUACUCUUAUGUAUCUUUCUUUUUUCUUUAUUUGUUAGUGCAUGGAAAACUUAUCAGGAUGUUUUGAAGUAGAAACAAUUAAAUCCACUCUUUUUUAUACACAAAAUAUUUUGA
Molecule: messenger RNA, 955 nt
Organism: Solanum pennellii
Lineage: Eukaryota; Viridiplantae; Streptophyta; Magnoliopsida; Solanales; Solanaceae
Exons: 1
Coding region: 117-587 (156 amino acids)
Biological process (GO): cytokinin biosynthetic process
Source: RefSeq, a predicted model, not a curated record